GCUGACGUUUCCUUCCGAAUGAAACGGUCCACGUUGAAGAAGACUGCUGUAGCAGUGGCAACUGCUAUGGUCGUUUGUGUGGGCAUUUUUGCCUUGUCAACGAAUGGCUUCAGCCACAACUGCAACAAUGUUGGAGCUUUGCAAGGCAAGUCUGCUUUGGAUCUUGACUCUGCCAUCCGCACCACUAGUGAAAAACUGAUUCAGGCAGCCAAGAACAAUCAAACUCUGGCUGAUGAGACUGUGAUGAAGGCCAUGGUGAAGGCAGGUCACAAGGUUCAGGACCACUGGGAGAAGCACCACAUCCGCAAGUUGGAUACUCUUGUGACGAUCCGAAAGGUGAAAGGAUUCCGCCAAGGACAAAAGGCCGCGCUUGCUGGACGUGCGGAAUGCUCCUUCAACAUUUUGGAGGCAUUUGUCUCAGCAGUGGGUAUGGGUGAUGACAUCAAUGCCAUCAUUCGAACUUGCCCUGCACCUCGUGAUGGUGAGUCUGAGUUGGCUUGCCAGGUGAACGGUGGCAUCCUGGGUGCUUGGGUGGGCAACCUUGCUACAAAGCUGGCCUUAGCAGCUUCCAAUUGUGCGCUGAGCAUCAACGUGGAUGCCAUUUGCUCUGCUGGUGUCACAGGCUUGGUGUCAGCCAUGGGAGAGAUUGCAGCUGGAGCUUCUUUGGGUGCGGCCGUAUGUACCGGAACUCCGCCACAACUGACCACCACCAAGAUCAGUGUCCUGGGAGAUCAGACUGUCCGGGACAGUCGACGUUUGCUGAUUGGAGAAGGCGCUGUCGGCAACGGUGUGCAGUGUGGUGUGGAUGUGGGCAUGGUGGCAGCCAACAUUGCAAACAUGGGUCUUGCCAUCAACAAGGCCGUGAAUGUGAACAAGUGCAAAGCGAGCACCUUUCGCUCACCAUUGAACGUGUUCAAGGGCAUCCCAGAGACACUUUGCACCAUUGACAUUGGUGGUGCUGUGGCGUACAUCGGUGAGGUUGUUACCUUCAUCAAUCUCAUUGUGGUUCACUGUAAGGACUUUCUGGAUGUCAACGCACUUUGUGCUGGCUCCAUAGCUGCGAUCACCACGGGUGCAGCGGCCAUUGUGCCCUAUGGCGCAGCAGUGCACGCGGCCUGCGCGAACAACCAUUUCUUGAAGACACCCAAGAGUCAAGCACAGCUUUCGAAAUUGUGGUAUUCCCCAGGCUAUGAUCCUGUGUCAGGCUUGCGUCGACGCUUGACGGAGGAGGAGACGGCUGCUAAGCAACCCUUGAAGGAAAGCUUGUCUCAGAUCGCGGCGAACCGUGAGACUUUGGAGGAGCUGAAGAAGGCGACGGAUGUUCCCAAGCCGGGCAACACAGAGGCAGACAUGGAGACUCUCUUGAACCUCAUGGGCGGAGAGGACAAGGUGAUGAUGUGCAUCAAACCCAAAGUUGUUUUUUCUUAUGGAUUUGUGGCAGAAUUGAGUUGCAGAAUAGUACGUCAGCGUGGAGAAGAAUUUGAUCCCGAUGAUUUGCUUUAUAAACCUGCUGUCAUGAUCCCUGAGCCUGACAAUCCUGGAGAAGAGCUGGAGUUGGAACCUCCCAACUAUCUGGCUGGAAUUGAGAAGCUUCUGCAGGCCUUGGAGAAGAUCAAUGGUCAGACGACCUUGGACAAGCGUGGGGAGCUUCGACAACAAUUCUACCAAGAUUUGCGUAGGAAACCUGGUGAAAGACUUUCUGAGUUCUGUACACGUUUUAGGACGUUGGUGGCUGACCUUCGCAGUGAAGGAGUUAACCUUCCCAAUGAAGAGCUUGGCUGGUUCUUACGCGAUAAGUUGGGGCUGGACCCUCUUCGCAAGCAGAUGCUCGAUACAGCAUUGUCUGGAAGGGAAACAUAUGAGGUCAUCGAGGCCGAGGUGUUGCGUUUGUUCAAGGAUAUCCAUUUAGCAGAUCCUCUUUUCAGGCGUGCUGAGACUGGCAACAGACCUAAGCUGACAAUUCGUAGGAUGUUUCAGCAUGGAAGUUCUUUUGCACCCUCAACUGCUGCUCCUAGUCGAGCCUCUACAAGCUCGACUGCCUCAGGUUUGAGGAGACCUGCCUUGUCAAGUAGCAGCGGCAGCACUCGCCGCGCCUAUGUGACUGAGGUUGAGCCUGAGCUUGAACAACCUGAAGACGAAGUCAUGGAAGCAGUUGCUGGUGUGGAAGAUGAGCCGGAUCAUGAGUCACAGCCUUUGGAGGAAUAUUUGCAAUCUGAAGCGGAAGUUUUUGCCGCUGAACUUGCUUCUGCGGAAGAGCAAGGAGUUGAUCCUCAGGCCAUUGAGGAGUUGGAAGCCAACUUUGAGCAAGCUGCCGAGGUGUUAGUUUCUAUGAAAGAAGCCCGCAAUCGUUUGAACGAAGUGCGGAAGGACAGACAGUUUGGAAAGCCUGCGCCUGGAUCAACGAAGGGCAACCCGAACGUGCCUGCGGCCAAGAAGAGCUCUGGCCGCCAUCCUUGUUUUGAUUGCGGCAAUCAUGGCCAUUGGGCUGGUGAUCGUGAAUGUCCAAAGCCUGGAGCCGGACUCGGCAAGAAGACUGCGGUGGCAAAAGGGAAACCGCAGCGCCAAGUUCGAAUUGCUGAAGCUUUGCAUGCAGAUUGUGUACCUGAUGUAAUUUCACCUGGUGAUCACUCAAGUAGCUUUUCAACUGGCAAAUCUCCUCCAGCUGCACAUGAACAUGAAGCUGCAGUUGUAUCUCAUGAUGAUAUUCCUUUGGACAAAGCUUUGUUUUUGAGCGGUUGUUCACGGGAGCACUCUACCCUUGCAUCUUCUACGUCUGCUCAGGCGUUGUCGGAUGACAAGCAGCUGGUGGGGGCUCUUGAUUCAGCCUGCAACCGUACCUGUGCAGGUCCAAGCUGGUUGGAUGGUUAUGUGCGGAAACUUCAGCAAGUCGCUCCUCUUUGGGUUCUCGAACUGGUUGAUUCAAGUGAUGAGCAAGAGAAUUUUCGUUUUGGCAAUGGUGGUUUGGUAACUUCUAGCAAAAGAUGGCGUUUACCAACUUUGAUCUGUGGUAGGAUUGUCCUCAUUUGGGUGAGCAUUGUACCAGUUCUUAGUCUUGGAUGUUUACUCGGACGUGACUUCCUGGAUGCAGUCGGAGGAAUCCUGAAUUUUGCCUCCACGACUUUGCAAUGCAGUUUCUUGUCCACUGCCUCGCAAAGGUUGAACCAGAUGAGCGCUGGGCAUUUCAUUUUUCCUCUCAUCGGCGAAGAUUGGCCGAGGCAACGAGCUGGAAGAUGGAGAACAUGUGGAUUAGAUGGCAUUGUUGAGUUGCAGAUUCUACAGCACCUUUUCCCCAACUUCCUCUACGACAUCUUGCUGACCGCGAUGGAGCCUCUGGAGAAUGCCAUCCUGACUCUGGGGCCAGCUGCUCAGAGGCAGCUCAUGUCCGAAUGCCGACUGGCGUUCGCAAUUUACCGCUGGCGCCGAUUCAUCUUGCGACUUCAAGAUCGCGCCCAGUGGCAUGUUCACGGAUUGCUGCUUUGGUUGGUCUCGCGAUCCUAUUUGAGGUUCUUGCCCUAUCCAUACCCUUCAAUCACUUCUGUGGAGGCUUGGAAGGAUCAGGCCAAGAACAUGGUGAGCCAAUUGACACUGAGCGCUCAUGCCUUCAACAUGGCCGCUCAGACUGGGAGGUUCACUGCUCAGAACCUUUCGGAGCUGUGCCGCUUCAGGGAUCGUGUGGGCUGGCGACAUGCCUUCCUGGAGGACUCACUACUGACUGGCUUUCUGGUGGCUCGUGGAAUGAAGGGUCAUGCCAGGAAGAUCCGAGAUGCUGCAUUGGAAGAAGCUCGCCAGGAAGUUGCUCAACGCGCCAAUGUGAAGGAGCGGGACGAGUUUGUCCGACAGAUGCUGGGCCCGAGGUGGAUUGCCCUGCCUGAGAGCCGACUUGGUCAAGCUGGCACUGUUGCUCAACUUGGGAGUGUCAGCCUCCGACACGGUUCCCGUGCUGAAGGCCAAGAUUCAACCUAUGGUGGCAACCUUGAAGGGUCAGAAGCCUAUGAACCCCGAGCCUUACCAGCCGCCUUCCAGAGCAAAAGCCAAGGCAGCCCCAUCGGUGAGCCGAGAGUCCACGAGCUCUGCAUGGUCAACUGUGACCGAACCUGGACCUCAACUUCACAUGCAGCAAGUGGGCGAUCUGCUGGAAGCAAGAGUUCAGCAGGCCAUGACGGUCCAGGACCAGAAAGUGGAGAACAUGAUGGCCCAGGUGAUGAUGCACAUCGAAGAUCGCUUCAAGUACGUGCCUCAACAGGGCAUGGCCGAAGUGUUGAACGGCACGAUUCCGGAAGUGCCGAUGGAUCCAUGAAACUUGAUGGCAAGAAGAUCAAGCCUGGUCAACGCCAAAUGAUCACCCAGGCAUGGGAGAAGCACAGAAAAGAUCAGAUCGCUGUGUCUGCAGAUAGGUUUGAGAUCAAUGAGGUUUGGCAUGCAGAAUGGGAUGCGGAGAUGAAGCGAAGCAUGAAUGAGACCUUCGUGACCACUCUCCAGUUUCCAUCGCCAUUUGUCACUGAGGUUUACACAGAUACUGAGCUUGUUGCCAAAGCAGCUCGCCAACUUGGACUGCAUGCUGGCGACAGUUUGACUUUGAAGAGUGGCUGGGGUUUUCGACGUGAAGAUCAUCGUCGCGCUGCCCUGCGACUUGUCAAGAAGCUCAAACCUUACUGCACAGUUUUGGCUUUUCCAUGCGGACCAUGGUCUCCAUUGAUGCAGCUCAAUCCAGCAGCUGACCUUGAACGUCUUCGCAGUGAAGGCGAAAUCCUGAUCAACUUUGCCAUAGAGAUUGCGGAAGUAUUUGCGCACAGAGACGGCGUUUUGCCGGUGGACAUUGACAUGUGCCAUUUUGGCCUCAAAGGUCACUACACUGAUGAGUUCUCAAAGACCAUCAUUCUUUCCUUGAUGGACCAGUUUGACUUUGAGACAGCUCAAAUGUAUGACAUGGUUGCGAAGUAUGACCAGAUGUCAAAGAAUAUCGAUUUUGCAAAGAAUGUCCAGACCUCUGUCGAUGCGAACACGGCUGAGGUGAACAUCACAGAACAUGAAGUGCUGGCUUUGGAGGAGGAAUCAGAUUCUUCACUUGAAAUGUCAAAGGAGGAGGACAGUGUGCCAAUUCCUGCGGAAAUCAAGAAUGCCGUUUUCAGACUUCAUGUGAACAGUGGACAUAGAUCGAGUCAGAGAUUGGCCAGAGCACUUUUGGUUUCUGGCGCCCCGCCUGCUGCCGUGAUAGCAGCCAAGCAGUUGCGUUGCUCAGUUUGUCAGGAGCGAAAACGCCCAAAGGCAAGGCCGCCAAGUUCCUUGCCGCCACCUCGAGAUGUUGGUCAACAGAUUCACAUUGACUUGGUUAUCCUGGAGGACUCUAUGCGAAAGCCUUAUGUGGUAGCCCAUGUGACUGACAAUGUCUCCAGGUAUCAACAAGCCAAAGUUCUCCCUGACAAAUCAACUGCGUCGGUGAUUCACUUUUUGAAGACUCACUGGCAACCACUGCUUGGAUGGCCUCACACAAUUGUUGCAGACCAAGGUCGUGAGUUUGUUUCAGCCGAGUUUGGCGACUUCUGCGACAGCCAGAGCAUCUACUUGUACCACAUUGGCGUGGGUGCACCCUGGCAGAAUGGCAUCUGUGAACGAAGUGGGGCUACUUUGAAGGCCCUGGUUGGCGCUAUCACCCAGACCAUGGCAGUUAGCACCUUCAAAGAGAUGGAAGAGGCCGUGGGUGAAGCAGUCAUGGCCUACAACAGUGACUUGAAUGAGCACGGAACUGCACCGAUUCAGCUGGUGACAGGUAGAAUUCCUACCCCUGGUGGAGAUGUGUUGAACAACUUUGCCAAGCGAUUGGCUGAGCAUUCUCUCAUUUCCUCAAAGCCUUCUUUGGAAAGACAGCUGGCCAUACGUGAGACAGCUCGAGUUGCUAUGCUGAGAUUGCACUACAGCAGGAGUUUGCGAAGAGCUGAGCUGGCCAGGUCUAGGUCUUCUACAGCCACAGAUGCCCCUCUUCCUGGUGAUUUGGUUUUCUUUUGGCGUGCACAGAAAUACCAGUCCAAGAAGGAAGGUGGUGGAUCUUCCAGGCGCCGACUCAUUUUGAAACGUUGGCAUGGUCCUGGCUUGUUGGUUGCGAGCGAAGGCAAAGAUGGUGAAGGACAUGCUGCAAAUUGUUUCAUCUCGUUUCGAGGACAACUCACCAAGUGUCCCAUGGAACAUGUGAGGAAAGCUUCUUCACUUGAGAGCAUUGCAGCAGGUUCUUGGGAGGCUGCGAUUGAGGAGGUGAUUCAGGCCGCCAUGCAAGACGGUCAUGGUCUUGCUGCGGAUGCUCCUGAGAUGGCCGAUGAUGAGGCUGAUGAAGAGACAGCCGCAGCUCCAUUCACACCGGCGACCAUUCCGGUGAACGCUGGUUUGAUGCCCAGCGAGAUUGUAGCUGCCAUUCAACCUCCACCUAUGCCUAUGUCAUCACAACCUUCACUUGUUUCUUUUCCUGCGACACCAGUUGGAAGUGCAGCACCUGGAACGCCUGUUCCUGAUUUGAUCAGAAAUGCAUCUCAAGCAGUUGGUGCUGCGCCUGCAUCUCCUUUGAUGGAACGGACGCUUGAGCGAGCACGGGCUUAUGACCAGGAUCAGCAAGAUUUGCGUGGCUUGAAACGCCAAGCAGAAGAAGAGCUCUCGCGCACAGAUGAGUUUGCAACGCAGCCCACAGCAUCCACUCCGGCUGCAACUUCUUCUCAACCUCAGGCUGCAGAUCCUGGAGGCACCAAUGUUCAUGCACCAUUUGAAGCCUUGCUGAUGUCAAAGGACGAUCAUGGCACAUGGGAUGGUCGUUGGUCUUUCAUUUGUGAGCGAGACUGGAAGACACUCAAAGAUAUGGGCAAACAACUUCCUUGCGGGUCCGACCCACAUGAUGCUUUCAAAGUGCAAGCUGCGCGAAAAGAGUAUGUUUGGAGUCAGAUAACACCAUCCCAAAAGAAGCUUUGGGGUGAUGCAGCAGUGGAUGGAUGGAAUGCAUACAUUGAUAAUCAAGCAAUCCAAGUCUUGUCCAUGGAAGAGUCACGCAAAGUUUGGAGUGAACUCAAACGCAAGAACGAGACAGACAGAGUGCUCGUCCCCAGGUUUGUUUGCACUGACAAGCAUGAUGGGCUGCGCACAGCUAGCCACCCAUUGCCAGUGAAAGCAAGCAGUCGCCUUGUGGUGCCAGGGUUCAAAGACAGGGCCAAUUUGGAAGGCACUCUACGGCGUGACAGCCCCACUGGUUCCCGGUUGGCUCAACACUUUUUGUUUGCUGUGGCCGCUUUUCAAACGUCAUGGGCCUUGAUUUCAGCUGACGUGAAAAGUGCUUUCUUGAAAGGUGAUCCUUUUGUGGACAGGGAGCUCUACAUCACCAACACAAAUCCUCGAGUGUCCCCGCCUUUGCCUCUCCAGACCAGUCAGCUGUGUCGUGUGCUGAAAGGCAUAUUUGGCUUGGCAGAUGCACCCAGACAAUGGUGGCUGCGACUGUCGCGCUCGAUGCAAGAGCAUGGUUGGAAAGUGAGCCUUUUGGAUGCAGCGAUGUGGACCUUUUGGAAGAAGAUUGAUGGCAAAGACGUUUUGCAGGGCAUCGUGGUUGGUCAUGUAGAUGACUUGCUCUUUUGUGGCUCGCCCUUGGCUGAGCAGUCCUUGAUUGAGAUUGGAAGGGAGUUAGGUUUUGGAAGUUUGGAACGAGAAGAUUUCACAUGGUGCGGCAAACGCAUUAGACGUGCAUCAGAUGGAACGAUCAGACUUUCAAUGCACGAGUAUCAUGACAAUUUGUCUGAAAUUGUGCUCCCUCGCCAUCGCAAGUCCGAGAUGAACUCUCCACUGGACAAGCACGAACAUCGACAGUUGCGUGCUGUGCUGGGAAGCUUGCAAUGGUUAGUUGCUCAGCUGCGCUUCGACAUGAGCUUUGCUGUGUCUACUCUUCAAGGAGAGCAUCCACCGAAUGUGGAGACAGUCUUGAAAGCGAACGCCUUGGUCAAGGAGUUCCAGCGCACAAGCACAUUCGAGCUUAUCUUUCGAGCGGUGGAUUAUCGCACCUCUGGGAUAUGCAUGGUGUCUGAUGCUGCGCUGGGGAAUGUGAAACUCAAUGGCGCGACCAAUGGCACUCCUCAGGAGAAGGUUUACCCUCAAGCUUGUUAUUUUGCUUUGCUUGCUGAUGAAGCGUUGCUGAAUGGCAAGGAAGGUGUCUUUAACAUACUGGAUGCGAGGUCUCACAGAAUCCCUCGCGUUUGCAGAUCCACCUACAGUGCAGAGACCCUUGCGGCAGAAGAAGCCAUGGAUGUUGGCCAGCUUUGCCGUGGUUGCCUUGCUCUGCUGAAUGACCCAACCAUUUCAGCACGUGAUGCAGAUGGACUUUGUGAGAAGCGUGGUUGGCACCACAUCAACGGAGUUGGCGUGCAGGUUGCCCACAAUGCUAAGUCCUUCAGAACGCCAGUGGAGAACCUGGAGGAUGGCAGCGAGCUCGAGGCUGAUGUUUCUUUUCAAAUGAAACGGUCCACGUGGAAGACGGCUGUAGCACUGGCAACUGCAAUGGUCGUUUGUGUUGGCAUUUUCGCCUUGUCAACGAAUGGCUUCAGCCGCAGCUGCAGCAAUGUUGGAGCUUUGCAAGGCAAGUCUUCUUUGGAUCUUAAUUCCGCCAUCCGCAGCACUAGUGAAAAACUGAUUCAGGCAACCAAGAACAACCAAACUCUGGCUGAUGAGACUGUGCUGAAGGCCAUGGUGAAGGCAGGUCGCAAGGUUCAGGACCAUUGGGAGAAGCACCACAUCCGUAAAUUGGACACUCUUAUGACCAUCAGAAGGGUGAAAGGAUUCCGCCAAAGACAAAAGGCCAAACUUGCUGGAAUGGCAGAAUGCUCCUUCAACAUCUUGGAGGCAUUUGUCUCAGUGGUGGGUAUGGGUGAUGACAUCAAUGCCAUCAUUCGCACUUGCCCUGCACCUCGUGAUGGUGAGUCUGAGUUGGCUUGCCAGGUAAACGGUGCCAUCCUGGGUGCUUGGGUGGGCAACCUUGCUGCCAAGCUGGCCUUGGCAGCUUCAGAUUGUGCCUUGAGCCUCAACGUGGAUGCCUUUUGCUCUGCUGGUGUCGCAGGCUUGGUGUCAGCCAUGGGAGAGAUUGCAGCUGGAGCUUCUUUGGGUGUGGCGUGUUCCGGAACUCCGCCACAACUGACCACCACCAAGGUCAGUGUCCUGGGAGAUCAGACCGUCCGGGACAGCCGACGUUUGCUGAUUGGAGAAGGCGCUGUCGGCAAUGGUGUGCAGUGUGGUGUGGAUGUGGGCAUGGUGGCAGCCAACAUUGCAAACAUGGGUCUUGCCAUCAACAAGGCCGUGAAUGCGGACAAGUGCAAGGCAAGCACUUUCCGCGUCCCGCUCAAGGGCAUCCCAGAAACACUUUGCACCGUUGACAUUGGUGGUGCUGUGGCGUACAUCGGUGAGGUUGUUACCUUCAUCAAUCUCAUUGUGGUUCACUGUAAGGACUUUCUGGAUGUCAACGCACUUUGUGCUGGCUCCAUAGCUGCGAUCACCACGGGCGCAGCGGCCAUUGUGCCCUAUGGCGCAGCAGUGCACGCGGCCUGCGCGAACAACCGUUUCUUGAAGCGCCGUCGACGCUUGACGGAGGAGGAGACGGCUGCUAAGCAACCCUUGAAGGAAAGCUUGUCUCAGAUCGCGGCGAACCGUGAGACUUUGGAGGAGCUGAAGAAGGCGACGGAUGUUCCCAAGCCGGGCAACACAGAAGCAGACAUGGAGACUCUCUUGAACCUCAUGGGCGGAGAGGACAAGGUGGAGAACCUGGAGGAUGGCAGCGAGCUCGAGGCUGAUGUUUCUUUUCAAAUGAAACGGUCCACGUGGAAGACGGCUGUAGCACUGGCAACUGCAAUGGUCGUUUGUGUUGGCAUUUUCGCCUUGUCAACGAAUGGCUUCAGCCGCAGCUGCAGCAAUGUUGGAGCUUUGCAAGGCAAGUCUUCUUUGGAUCUUAAUUCCGCCAUCCGCAGCACUAGUGAAAAACUGAUUCAGGCAACCAAGAACAACCAAACUCUGGCUGAUGAGACUGUGCUGAAGGCCAUGGUGAAGGCAGGUCGCAAGGUUCAGGACCAUUGGGAGAAGCACCACAUCCGCAAAUUGGACACUCUUAUGACCAUCAGAAGGGUGAAAGGAUUCCGCCAAAGACAAAAGGCCAAACUUGCUGGAAUGGCAGAAUGCUCCUUCAACAUCUUGGAGGCAUUUGUCUCAGUGGUGGGUAUGGGUGAUGACAUCAAUGCCAUCAUUCGCACUUGCCCUGCACCUCGUGAUGGUGAGUCUGAGUUGGCUUGCCAGGUAAACGGUGCCAUCCUGGGUGCUUGGGUGGGCAACCUUGCUGCCAAGCUGGCCUUGGCAGCUUCAGAUUGUGCCUUGAGCCUCAACGUGGAUGCCAUUUGCUCUGCUGGUGUCGCAGGCUUGGUGUCAGCCAUGGGAGAGAUUGCAGCUGGAGCUUCUUUGGGUGUGGCCUGUUCCGGAACUCCGCCACAACUGAGCACCACCAAGGUCAGUGUCCUGGGAGAUCAGACCGUCCGGGACAGCCGACGUUUGCUGAUUGGAGAAGGCGCUGUCGGCAAUGGUGUGCAGUGUGGUGUGGAUGUGGGCAUGGUGGCAGCCAACAUUGCAAACAUGGGUCUUGCCAUCAACAAGGCCGUGAAUGUGAACAAGUGCAAAGCGAGCACCUUCCGCUCACCAUUGAACGUGUUCAAGGGCAUCCCAGAGACACUUUGCACCAUUGACAUUGGUGGUGCUGUGGCGUACAUCGGUGAGGUUGUUACCUUCAUCAAUCUCAUUGUGGUUCACUGUAAGGACUUUCUGGAUGUCAACGCACUUUGUGCUGGCUCCAUAGCUGCGAUCACCACGGGCGCAGCGGCCAUUGUGCCCUAUGGCGCAGCAGUGCACGCGGCCUGCGCGAACAACCAUUUCUUGAAAACACCCAAGAGUCAAGCACAGCUUUCGAAAUUGUGGUAUUCCCCAGGCUAUGAUCCUGUGUCAGGCUUGAAACACCGUCGACGCUUGACGGAGGAGGAAGAGACGGCUGCUAAGCAACCCUUGAAGGAAAGCUUGUCUCAGAUCGCGGCGAACCGUGAGACUUUGGAGGAGCUGAAGAAGGCGACGGAUGUUCCCAAGCCGGGCAACACAGAGGCAGACAUGGAGACUCUCUUGAACCUCAUGGGCGGAGAGGACAAGGCGCGUGCCGCCUGGCCAUUUGAAUGCUAGGUCAUGUUGAGAGCCGUGAGGACGGCUUUUCCACGUGUGGCCUAUUCUAAUCAGGUGGUCAGAUAGUGUCAGAUGAAAUCCAACUGACGCAUCGCGAAUCACAAUUAAUUUGAGCAUACUUGGAUGUAUAGGAUAUAUUUACUUACUUGAUUCAUUUUGACUUAGUUUCUAUCAGCUCAACAGCUGAUAACAGCUGUUGGUGCUAGGUCAACAUGACCUAGCUACCUGGAUCAUGAAUGAUUUGGGUAGGCCAUGUAAUUACUGGGGUUGCUUCAGCUGACCUGACGACAAUCCAUGUCGAAUAGUACAGGCAAUACCCUGCAGAUUGUGGCCUUUGCAGCUCCAAAAAGAGCUGUGACAUCCACAUUCCUGUCCAUAGUGAACGGGGG
This is a messenger RNA of Cladocopium goreaui, 11603 nucleotides long. Lineage: Eukaryota; Dinophyceae; Suessiales; Symbiodiniaceae. The record is from the annotation of a GenBank genome assembly.